AUGUCACCUCUUUCCAACGAACAUUUCGCUAUUCCAAAAGGCUCAACCGUUCUGGUGACGGGUGUCAACGGUCUGAUUGGGUCUCACGUUGCCAAUGAGUUCCUUGAACGGGGGUACAAUGUUCAUGGAACAGUGCGCGAUCUGUCCAAAAGCGCCUGGAUCCAAGACCUCUUCGUCAAGCAGUAUGGCCAAGACAAGUUUACGCUAUUUCCCGUUAUCGACUUGACUUUGCCAGAUGCAUUCGAAGAGGCUAUAAAAGGGGUUGCUGCGGUUGUACAUAUUGCCUCGCCCCUGGACUGGGGCACCAGCACUGACAGCUUGAUCAUCGCUGCGGUUGCUGGCGCCACGAAUGCCUUGAGAGCAUCCAACAAGCAGCCGAGCGUGCAGCGUUUCAUCUUCACCAGCUCGUCAGUUGCAGCGGUUCUUCCUCGACCUGAAGUGGAAGGCAUCGUGGUGACGGAGGACACUUGGAAUGACGAGGCGGUGAUGGCGGCGCAUGAUUCACCCUCGCUGGCACAGUGGUACGUGGCCUAUGCAGCCACCAAAACUGAGGCGGAAAGAGCUGUGUGGGAUUUCUUUCACAAGGACCAAUCCCGUCGGUCGGACUUGGUUGUAAACACAGUACUUCCUAGCACAAACUUUGGUAAAAGCAUUGACCCUGUGAAUCAAGGCCACCCUUCGACGUCAUCCUUCAUUCAGAGUCUCUGGAACGGGACCGAUCUAGAACGGCUGAAGAAUAUCCCUCCACAGUACUUUGUUGAUGUACAGGAUACCGCGAAGCUUCACGUUGCGGGAACAAUAUUCUCUGAUGUCCAGGGUGAAAGAAUCUUUGCUUGGGCAGAGCCAUGGAACUUUGAUACGAUUCUUGCUGUCCUACGACGGCAGAACCCAGAUAAGUCUUUCGUCGCGGAUUUCCAGUGUAGCCGAGACUUGGCAGAUGUUGGAAAGCCACGAUCGCGAUCUGUUCAGCUAUUAGACGCACUAGGCAAGUCUACAUUCACUUCUUUAGAGGCCAGCAUUAGGCUGAACAGUCAGGACUUGGCUUAG
Fusarium oxysporum Fo47 is the source of this 1047-nucleotide messenger RNA. RefSeq lists its product as uncharacterized. The transcript has 4 exons. Gene Ontology annotation, molecular function: oxidoreductase activity, acting on the CH-OH group of donors, NAD or NADP as acceptor. Lineage: Eukaryota; Fungi; Ascomycota; Sordariomycetes; Hypocreales; Nectriaceae. The record is from RefSeq and is a predicted model, not a curated record. Bases 1 to 1047 code for a protein of 348 amino acids.